UAGAGCUGCGCGUCACAGGAACUUCAGCACCCACGGGGCGGACAGCGCUCGGUUGCACCUGCCGGCCGGGCUCCCGAGCGUCCCGCGGGCCCUCCUCUUCCAGUCCCUCGGCUGCCGCGCCCAAGUCCAUUGGCCGGCACGCUCGCUCCCCGCCCCCGCCCUCCCGCCCUCCCGCCCUCCUGCCUCUUCCUAUUUUUUUUUUUUUUACUCCUCCUUUUCAUUCAUAACAAAAGCUACAGCUCCGGGAGCCUGGCAGUGUCUGAAACCGAGCGUGGGAGAAUGGAGUUCUUUUGGACCGGCACUUGGAUUCUGAUGUUGGUGCUCCACAGCAGCCCGAUUCAGGCUUUCCCCAAACCGGGAGGCGGCCAAGACAAAUCUUUACAUAAUAGAGAAUUAAGUGCAGAAAGACCUUUGAAUGAACAGAUUGCUGAAGCAGAAGCAGACAAGAUGAUGAAAACAACCCCCCCAGAAAACAAGCCAGGUGAAAGCAAUUAUUCUUUUGUCGAUAACUUGAACCUACUAAAAGCAAUAACGGAAAAGGGAAAAAAUGAGGACGAAAGGCAAUCCAUAAGAAGUUCCCCACUUGAUAAUAAACUGAAUGUGGAAGAUGUUGAUUCAACCAAGAAUAGAAGGCUGAUUGAUGAUUAUGAUUCUACUAAGAGUGGAUUGGAGCAGAAAUUUCAAGACAAAGAUGAUCCAGAUGGCCUUCAUCAACUGGACGGCACCCCUUUAACUGCCGAAGACAUUGUCCACAAAAUUGCCACCAGGAUUUAUGAGGAAAAUGACAGAGGAGUGUUUGACAAGAUUGUUUCCAAACUACUCAAUCUUGGCCUUAUCACAGAAAGCCAGGCCCACACAUUGGAAGAUGAAGUGGCAGAAGCUUUGCAGCAAUUAAUUUCAAAGGAAGCCAACAGUUAUGAGGAGGAGCUCAAUAAACAUACAAGCAGAACUGAGAAUGAGGCUGGAAAAAUAUCAGAGAAAGUGACUCCAAUAGCAGCAGUUCAAGAUGAUUUGACUAAUGGGGAAAAUGAUGAAACUGUAUCUAACACCUUAACCUUGACGAAUGGCUUGGAAAGAAGGACUAAAACCUACAGUGAAGACGACUUUGAGGAGCUCCAGUAUUUCCCCAACUUCUAUGCACUUCUGAAAAGUAUUGAUUCAGAAAAGGAGGCGAAAGAGAAAGAAACACUGAUUACUAUCAUGAAAACACUGAUUGACUUUGUGAAGAUGAUGGUCAAGUACGGCACAAUAUCUCCGGAAGAGGGCGUGUCCUAUCUGGAAAACUUGGAUGAGAUGAUUGCCCUUCAGACGAAGAAUAAGCUGGAAAAAAAUGCAACCGACAAUAAAAGCAAGCUUUUCCCUGCCCCGUCUGAGAAGAGUCCUGAGGAAACUGACAGCACCAAGGAAGAAGCUGCCAAGAUGGAAAAGGAAUAUGGAACCUUAAAGGAUUCCACCAAGGAGGACAGCUCCAACCUGGGAGGAAAGGCAGAUGAACCAAAAGGUAUGAAUGUGCCAACUGUGGUUGGCAGUGAAAUUGGGAAAGCGAGAGCUUUCACUGUCCAAGGCAAAACAGAAGCCUAUUUGGAAGCCAUCAGAAAAAAUAUCGAGUGGCUGAAGAAACAUGAGAAAAAAGGAAAUAAAGAAGAUUAUGACCUUUCCAAGAUGAGGGACUUCAUCAGCCACCAAGCCGACGCAUAUGUGGAGAAAGGCAUCCUUGACCAGGAAGAAGCCAAGGCCAUCAAGCGCAUUUAUAGCAGCCUGUAGAGGUGACGAAGGCCCCGGGUUUCUGUCAACUGUUUGAGAAAACACAGCAGAACUGAAGACACUCCUAACUCGUGAUUCAAGUUGCUUUGACCCAAGAAAUAUUAGAAAGUGCUUAAUUUACCAUAAUUAACCUAUUCUUAAAGUGGUUAAUAUGUAGCUUUCUUGCCAUUAAAUCUGAGAAGUAAAGUUGUAUGUAAGCUGA
Molecule: messenger RNA, 1966 nt
Organism: Ochotona princeps (American pika)
Lineage: Eukaryota; Metazoa; Chordata; Mammalia; Lagomorpha; Ochotonidae
Gene: SCG3
Product: secretogranin III
Exons: 12
Coding region: 280-1764 (494 amino acids)
Biological process (GO): protein localization to secretory granule
Cellular component (GO): secretory granule membrane
Source: RefSeq, a predicted model, not a curated record